Messenger RNA from Alternaria atra, 393 nucleotides. RefSeq lists its product as uncharacterized. The record is from RefSeq and is a predicted model, not a curated record. NCBI's taxonomy places the organism in Eukaryota, Fungi, Ascomycota, Dothideomycetes, Pleosporales, Pleosporaceae. The coding region runs from base 1 to 393 and encodes 130 amino acids. The transcript is spliced from 2 exons.
AUGCCCGACUCCGCCCAAGGCGCAAAGAAACAUCUCCGCAUAGGCGGCCAAUCCAAAAUACUCAUGUACAACCGCGAAACCGAUGAUGCUACCUUGCCCGAUCUAUCUCCACAGGGCAUUGCGGCCUCGAAGCCGCUGCCAACGAAUGCGUGGACGUGCUUUGAAUAUCACCUGGGCACGGAUGGUAGCGUAGAGACGUGGUUGAACAACGCAACGGUGCCAGGAUUGACGGUGGGCAAGGGAGCGACGAAUCCUAAUGCGGGGCAGUGGACAAGGAGUAGUGUUAAGCCAAAGAUUACAGGAGCGUACUUUGGGUGGGAGAGCUAUGGUGGCGAUACUAAUACCAUGUGGUAUGAUGACAUUGUUGUUAGUGGGAGCAGAAUUGGGUGCUAG